Messenger RNA from Zalophus californianus (California sea lion), 1403 nucleotides. Its product is annotated as brain-specific serine protease 4-like. NCBI's taxonomy places the organism in Eukaryota, Metazoa, Chordata, Mammalia, Carnivora, Otariidae. The transcript has 6 exons. The coding region runs from base 172 to 1140 and encodes 322 amino acids. Gene Ontology annotation, molecular function: serine-type endopeptidase activity. Gene Ontology annotation, biological process: proteolysis. The record is from RefSeq and is a predicted model, not a curated record.
CUCCCAGCAGUGCCACCCCUCCUGUGACCUACAGCCCUGGGUGGCAGGGACUGAGCCACUCACUUACUUGGGGGACUGGUCCAACGGCAUUCCACCUCCCAGGAUAAAACCUGGGGUGACCUGUAGGGAACUCUGCACACUCCUGUCAUAGGCAGGACUGCUCUCCCAGCCAUGCCUGGGCCCCCACUGGCUAUGGUAGUUUCCAGAACUCCCCCGGCCCAGGGUGGGGGCUGUCUCAGGAUCUUAACCCCCCUGCUGCUCCUGGCUUCUGCAGCCUCCUUCCAUGCUGCCGAGAUACCUGCACCCCCAGCCUGUGGGAAGCCCCAGCAGCUGAACCGGAUCGUGGGUGGUGAGGACAGCACCGAUGCCGAGUGGCCCUGGGUCGUGAGCAUCCAGAAGAAUGGGACCCACCACUGUGCGGGCUCCCUGCUCACCAGACGCUGGGUGGUCACCGCUGCCCACUGCUUCAAGGGCACUCUGAACAAGCCAUCCCAGUUCUCUGUGCUGCUGGGGGCCUGGCAGCUGGGGAACCCUGGCCCGAGGUCCCAGGAGGUGGGUAUCGCCUGGGUGCAGUCCCACCCCGUGUACUCCUGGGAAGAGGGCUCCCGUGCGGACAUCGCCCUGGUGCGCCUUGAGCACUCCAUCCACUUCUCUGAGCGAAUCCUGCCCAUCUGCCUGCCUGAUGCCUCCGUCCGUCUCUCUCCCAACAUGCGCUGCUGGAUUGCAGGCUGGGGGAGCAUCCAUGAUGGAGUGCCCCUGCCGCAUCCCCAGACCCUGCAGAAGCUGGAGGUUCCCAUCAUCAACUCAGAAGUCUGCAGCCGCCUGUACUGGCGGGGAGUGGGGCAGGGGGCCAUCACCGAGGAUAUGCUGUGUGCUGGCUACCUGGAGGGGCAGCGAGAUGCCUGUCUGGGUGACUCCGGGGGCCCCCUCAUGUGCCAGGUCGAGGGCACCUGGCUGCUGGCGGGCAUCAUCAGCUGGGGCGAGGGCUGUGCGGAGCGUGACCGGCCCGGCGUCUACAUCAGCCUGGCUGCCCACCGCUCCUGGGUGAUGCGGAUCGUGCAGGGAGUGCAGCUCCGCGGGCACUCGCAGGGGAGCGGGCCCGCUCGGGGCGCCGGGCUGUCCCGGGGCCGCGCGCGUUAGAGAUCUGGGGAGACGGGCGGCCGCGCGGCCCCGGCAGCCUGACCGUGCGCCCCUCCCGUGCGCCCUUCCCGCCGUUGUAAGUGAGCCACCUGCCUCGGGGGGGCGCCCGCGUGCCGGCACCACCCCCUCGGCUGCGAGGCUCCGCCCCGCCCGCGGGAGCGCCUUUGUUUUCUGUGUGUAUAUGUCCGUGCUGACGAUUUUUACAGUUAUUUGUAGCCCUGCCCGCAUAUCGUAUUUAUUACAAUUUCAAUAAAUUGUUUAUU